AUGGGGGAGGACACCGAGAGCUCCAAAGGCAACCACAGCUUCCUGCGAGACUACGUCACCGAAGCUGAUGUAAUCUCUACAGUGGAUUCAACCACACAGGAGAAUCUGCUGGCUACGGGGGACAAGGGAGGCAGAGUCGUCGUCUUCCAGAGAGAGACCGUGUCCUCUCUCCUCCCCCCUACCUCCUCUCAUCUCCUUUCCUCUCUUCUCCCCCUACCUCCUCUCCUCUCCCAGCCUAAAGGGGAGUUGGAUCAGGUGGGGGAGACGGGUGAGUCGGGGGAGUAUAAUGUGUACAGUACCUUCCAGAGCCACGAGCCUGACUUUGACUACCUGAAGAGUCUGGAGAUCGAGGAGAAGAUCAACAAGAUACGAUGGCUGCCUCAACAGAACGCCGCACACUUCCUGCUCUCCACCAACGAUAAGACCAUCAAGCUGUGGAAGGUGAGUGAGCGAGACAAGCAACCGGAGGGCUACAACCUGAAAGAUGAGGAGGGCAGGGUGAAGGACAUCUCUACAGUCACAUCACUACAGGUUCCUGUGUUGAGACCUACAGACCUGAUGGUGGAGGUACGUCCUAGGAGGGUGUUCUCCAAUGGUCAUACCUACCAUGUUAACUCCAUAUCGGUCAACAGUGACGGAGAGACCUACCUGUCAGCUGAUGACCUGAGGAUCAACAUGUGGCAUCUGGGGAUCACAGACCGCAGCUUCAACAUAGUGGACAUCAAGCCAGCCAACAUGGAGGAGCUAACAGAGGUGAUAACAGCAGCAGAGUUUCAUCCUCACCACUGUCACCUGUUUGUCUACAGUAGCAGUAAAGGAUCUCUACGUCUCUGUGACAUGAGGGCCUCGGCACUUUGCGACAGACACACCAAACUCUUUGAGGAACCAGAGGACCCAGGAAGUCGUUCAUUCUUCUCUGAGAUCGUGUCGUCGGUGUCGGAUGUGAAGUUCAGUCACAACGGGCGGUACCUGCUGACCAGGGAUUACCUGACGGCCAAGGUGUGGGACUUACACAUGGAGAAAGGCCCUGUCGAAACCUACCAGGUUCAUGACUACCUGAGGACUAAGCUGUGCUCGCUGUACGAGAACGACUGCAUAUUUGACAAGUUCGAGUGUGUCUGGAACAGCUCCGACAGUGUGAUAAUGACUGGGGCGUACAACAGCUUUUUCCGGAUGUUUGACAGGGAGACGGGGCGGGGCGUGACCCUGGAGGCGUGGCGAGAGACCAGUAAGCCGCGAGCUGUCCUGCGGACGCGACGGAUCUACACCGGGGGCAAGCGUCGUCGCGGCGACGUGGGGGUGGACAGUCUGGACUUCACUAAGAAGAUCCUCCACAUGGCCUGGCACCCCGAGGAGAACAUCAUCGCCAUAGCCUCCACCAACAACCUCUACAUCUUCCAGGACCGGGUCAGCCCCGAUACACAGGGUCCAGACCUGGGUUCAGAUACCAUUUAGCACCGGGUCAGCCCCGACACACAGGGUCCAGACCUGGGUUCAGAUACCAUUUAGCACUGGGUCAGCCCCGACACACAGGGUCCAGACCUGGGUUCAGAUACCAUUUAGCACCAGGUCAGCCCCUACACACAGGGUCCAGACCUGGGUUCAGAUACCAUUUAGCACCGGGUCAGCCCCUACACACAGGGUUCAGACCUGGGUUCAUAUACCAUGUGCACACGCACACACACACACACGCACACACACACACACACACACACACACACACACACACACACACACACACACACACACACACACACACACACACACACCCUGAUUGUUGGACACAAAUUGAAAGGAAAUAACAAAAACAUCAGAGACUAGUCCCUCCAUGGAAUGAGUUGGACAGGCCUGAGAUCAGUCUAUAAGGUGAAUGAGUUGGACAUGCCUGAGAUCAGUCUAUAAGAUGAAUGAGUUGGACAGGCCUGAGAUCAGUCUAUAAGGUGAAUGAGUUGGACAUGCCUGAGAUCAGUCUAUAAGAUGAAUGAGUUGGGACAGGCCUGAGAUCAGUCUAUAAGAUGAAUGAGUUGGGCAGGCCUGAGAUCAGUCUAUAAGAUGAAUGAGUUGGGACAGGCCUGAGAUCAGUCUAUAAGAUGAAUGAGUUGGGCAGGCCUGAGAUCAGUCUAUAAGAUGAAUGAGUUGGGACAGGCCUGAGAUCAGUCUAUGAGAUGAAUGAGUUGGGACAGGCCUGAGAUCAGUCUAUAAGAUGAAUGAGUUGGGACAGGCCUGAGAUCAGUCUAUAAGGUGAAUGAGUUGGGACAGGCCUGAGAUCAGUCUAUAAAGGGAAUUAGUUGGACACCCCUGAGUUUGCUAUCGAAGGUGAAUGAGUUGGACAGGCCUGAUAUCAGUCUAUAAGAUGAAUGAGUUGGGACAGGCCUGAGAUCAGUCUAUAAGGUGAAUGAGUUGGGACAGGCCUGAGAUCAGUCUAUAAGAUGAAUGAGUUGGGACAGGCCUGAGAUCAGUCUAUAAGGGGAAUUAGUUGGGACAGGCCUGAGAUCAGUCUAUGAGAUGAAUGAGUUGGGACAGGCCUGAGAUCAGUCUAUAAGGUGAAUGAGUUGGACAGGCCUGAGAUCAGUCUAUAAGGGGAAUUAGUUGGACACCCCUGAGUUCGCGAUCUAAGGUGUCUGAAGACAGAGGAAGGUGGUGUGUGUGUGUGUGUGUGUGUCUUAGACCGCAGUGACCCAGUGUGUGGAUCCAAUCACUGUUUAUAUUGUUAUUUUAGUCAACAGUCACUAGACGUCCCGUUUAACGGAUUCCCUUUAUGAUCACAACACCUCAGCACACCUGGAUACACAGGACACCUUUACACACACCUGGUGAGAGUGGACACUUCUGGACACCUUUACACACACCUGGUGAGAGUGGACACAUCUAGACACCUGGUGACUUAUCUGGAUUAAUCUAGACACCUGGUGACCCAUCUGAAUUAAUCUAGACACCUGGUGACCCAUCUGGAUUAAUUGAGACACCUGGUGACCCAUCUGGAUGAAUCUAGACACCUGGUUACCCAUCUGGAUUAAUCUAGACACCUGGUGACUCAUCUGGACACAUCUAGACACCUGGUGACUCAUCUAGAUUUAUCUAGACACCUGGUUACCCAUCUGGAUGAAUCUAGACACCCGGUGACCCAUCUGGACACAUCUAGACACCUGGUGACCCAUCUGGACACAUCUAGACACCUGGUGACCCAUCUGGAUUAAUCUAGACACCUGGUGACCCAUCUGGACACAUCUAGACACCUGGUGACCCAUCUGGAUGAAUCUAGGCACCUGGUGACCCAUCUCGAUUAAUCUAGACACCUGGUGACCCAUCUGGAUGAAUCUAGACACCUGGUGACCCAUCUGGAUUAAUCUAGACACCUGGUGACACCUGGACACUCCUGGACAAGCUGAUCCUAGAUCUGUGCCUAAGAGCAACUUCUACCCCGAGCUACUAAAUCUCUUGUGCUUCCAUCCAUCCACUCAUACAGGCCCAAAUGGACCUUUUUCCCUAUAUAGUGCACUACUUUUGACAUGGGACCAUAAGGCUCUGGUCAGAAGUAGUGCCCUAUAAAGGGAAUACUAGGUUGAUCGUAUUCUCAUGUCUGUCUGUCUGUGUCUGUCUGUCUGUAACCUAGUUAUCUCAGUGGUCAACCUUUACAUAGAGUCAUAGCUAUGUAGCGAGACUAUGCAGGAUUUUGUUCCUGACUACCACCAACACACUUUGAAUAUAGCUAAUCAAGUGGAUUAGUCAAAAUCAGGUGGGUUAGUGCAGGGCUGGAACUAAAGCCUGCACAGCUUGUAAUGAUGGUCUUCUAGGGUUGGUGGCCACUGGUUUAAAGGGGCAAUCUGGGACUGAUGCACUUCUACGGCUGGUGGCUACUAGUUUAAAUGGGUAAUCUGGGACUGAUGCACUUCUAGGGUUGGUGGCCACUGGUUUAAAGGGGCAAUCUGGGACUGAUGCACUUCUAGGGUUGGUGGCUACUAGUUUAAAGGGGCAACCUGGGACUGAUGCACUUCUAGGGUUGGUGGCCACUGGUUUAAAGGGGCAAUCUGGGACUGAUGCUCGUCCAGGGUUGGUGGCCACUGGUUUAAAGGGGCAAUCUGGGACUGAUGCACUUCUAGGGUUGGUGGCCACUGGUUUAAAUGGGCAAUCUGGGACUGAUGCACUUCUAGGGUUGGUGGCCACUGGUUUAAAGGGGCAAUCUGGGACUGAUGCUCGUCCAGGGUUGGUGGCCACUGGUUUAAAGGGGCAAUCUGGGACUGAUGCACUUCUAGGGUUGGUGGCCACUGGUUUAAAGGGGCAAUCUGGGACUGAUGUACUUCUAGGGUUGGUGGCCACUGGUUUAAAGGGGCAAUCUGUAGUUCCGCGACAUCACACCGCUUGAGUUCCCUCUCUCCUCCAAUCAUACACAGUAGUGUAGUGACGUCAGCGCGGCAACCUCACGGCUAACCAAUCAGUAAGAGUGUCGUUGCGCUGUGGUUAGGACCAUUGGAACAGUAGCAUGUUAUCCAUUGUUACUGUCGUUGUAUAUCUAUCAUACCUGUAUAACUAACAGUUAUCUGAACACUCCACAUGAACACUUGAUGAAGGAAUGUGUAUAACAAAAAUAAAUUAAAUAAUAUGAAUCUGA
This is a messenger RNA of Oncorhynchus kisutch (coho salmon), 4609 nucleotides long. Its product is annotated as serine/threonine-protein phosphatase 2A 55 kDa regulatory subunit B gamma isoform. Gene Ontology annotation, molecular function: protein phosphatase regulator activity; protein binding. NCBI's taxonomy places the organism in Eukaryota, Metazoa, Chordata, Actinopteri, Salmoniformes, Salmonidae. The record is from RefSeq and is a predicted model, not a curated record. Bases 1 to 1455 code for a protein of 484 amino acids. The transcript has 10 exons. Gene Ontology annotation, cellular component: protein phosphatase type 2A complex.